Austrofundulus limnaeus is the source of this 4757-nucleotide messenger RNA. RefSeq names its product guanylate cyclase 2D, retinal (gene gucy2d). The transcript has 21 exons. Gene Ontology annotation, cellular component: plasma membrane. The record is from RefSeq and is a predicted model, not a curated record. Bases 1284 to 4733 code for a protein of 1149 amino acids. Gene Ontology annotation, biological process: protein phosphorylation; intracellular signal transduction; receptor guanylyl cyclase signaling pathway. Gene Ontology annotation, molecular function: guanylate cyclase activity; protein kinase activity; ATP binding. NCBI's taxonomy places the organism in Eukaryota, Metazoa, Chordata, Actinopteri, Cyprinodontiformes, Rivulidae.
UCUCCUCAAUUUUUAGGAGGUUGACCACACUUCCAGUCACUGCACCUCAUCCCAGUUAUAUGUCCCACAAGAGUAUCGUCAUCUCCAUAUGUUAUGAUGAUGUUGGUGGAGUAAGACAGGGUGCAGUCAUAGAUAUAGAUGUUGAAUCAUCACCAUUAGCCAUCUCCACAAUAAAUCUUUAGUUAAAUGAGUUACUACAAUAUCUAAUUUCCCUCUGGGAUCAUUAAAGUAUUUUGUAAUUGAAUUAAAUAGAAGUGGGCUCAAUAGCCCUGGGGGAGCCAGUGCUGAGUGUAAGGGAGGAGGAGCUGUGUGCACCAAUCCUUGCAGACUGAAGACAAUUUGUAGGGAAGUCCUUUAUCCAGCCAGAAGUGGCAGGAAGAAAGUUGGGGUCAACCAGUCCAGAAGGAUGUUGGGAUGGAUGGUAUUAUAGACUGAGUUAAAGUCGACAGAGCAUUCUGACGUAGGACUAAUUUUGUGACACCAAAACAUUUCAGCAGGCUGAGGGAAAUUGGGAUUUUGUAUGAAAUUUAAUGUUCUACCAACAUUUAUCUAGAGCAUCAUGGGAGUAAUAGAAAAACCUGAAGCCACAAGUUGACAAAAAAAGAAGUGCAAAACUUUGAUGCUGUUUCCUUUAUAYUCUUGUUUAAUUUGAUUACUAGCAUUGCCUUCAUACUGUACGUAUUUUCAAAAUGCUAAUUUGUGGGUUGGAAGCUGAAACCAUAGAUUGUUCAACAGUCAUUUCUAAAUAAUUCUCGUUUUUUUCCAUAUUACCCAGAAUUCCAAUCUCCAGGCCUUGCAGUUUCUUGGCUAUCACAGGAUAAAUGUUGCAGCCGUCAGUGAAGUCCACCUGAAUGGUGUUAUUUUAAGUUCCUAUCACCAUGCAGUCAUUGCUAGGUCACAUCAUCUCCUCUGGCACGUGAGCACUGUGCAAACGGAAAUUAAACAGAAGAUGAGAUCAUUUUUUUAACCUGGGAUUUUAUUUAUCACGACAUUUGGAUUUACCUCUGAUGUUCUCUAUGAUGUAAGAACAAAGAUAAUUGUUUGAUGCCGAGUCCACCUGGUGCUACCUAAUGACUCCAACUCUAGCAUGCCUCCUGUGUAGAAAACUGCUCCAGGCAGUGAUGGCUCAGGCUCCCUCUGUCACCUGUCCACCUUUGGACUAGAGGUCUGCAAAGUACUCCGGGAGGCCUUCACCACAGACGCUCUCACGCUGACCAAUACAAACGCUCAGCACCCCCACUCUUUGCCAUCCGAGGCAUCCGAAAAGAUUUGUGAGACAAAAAAUGGAAACUCAGAGAGACUCUUGCUGUCUGCACAACCUCGCCUACCACCCGCGAUGGAGGCACCACUCAGUGAAAGUGAUAAGAAAAAGACAUAUAUGGACAGUGGUCACGAAUAGUUUUAAUGGUCGUAGUCAGUUUGAACUCUUAUCAGCGUCGUUGUCUUUGUCAUCAAAACCACAGCUGCCAUCAUCCCCCAUGCGGCACGUCAGGGGAUGGAGGGGGAGCUGGUUUCUUAUUUUCUUACUCGUGAUCUCGUCGUUCCCCUGUCAAGUCCAGGCGACCACUUUCAAGGUGGCCUUGGUUGGACCCUGGACGUGUGACCCCCUAUACUCUAAGGCCCUUCCUGAUUUGGCGGCCCGCCUUGCCACCAGCCGCAUAAACAAGAACCCCUACCUCAACAAAGGCUACUGGUACGACUACACGCUUGUCAACGAGGACUGCAAAUCCACGCGCGCUCUCAUCCGCUUCGCCGACCUGGAGAGUUACGGCGCCGCUUUCCUGGGUCCCGCCAACCCAGGUUACUGCUCCUCGGCUGCACUUUACGCCAAGGAGUGGGACAUGGGUUUGCUUUCCUGGGGCUGUCUCAGGCCCGGCAUGAAAACAGGCGACACGUACCCCACGUUCCUCCGGCCGCUGCCGCUGUCCUCACAUGUGCUUUUUGCCGUGCUGCGGUUCUUCCAAUGGGCACACGUGGCCAUCAUCUCAGAGGAAACCGACGUGUGGGAGGCCACGGGCCAGGAGUUGGCUUCUUCUCUGAGGACCCUAGGCCUUCCUGUCAGUCCUGUUGUGACCAUGGAGACUGAUAGGGAAGGGCCUCGGAGAGCUUUGAGUAAAGUGCGAGAAGCAGACCGAGUCAAAGUGAUCAUCAUGUGCAUGCCUUCUGUGCUGAUCGGUGGCCAAGCCCAGUACAAGCUCCUGACCACGGCCUUAGCCAUGCGUAUGAUAGACCGCGGCUACGUCUUCAUUCCUUACGACACCCUCUUGUAUUCGCUGCCCUACAAAGACACCCACUACCCUCUGCUGGGGAAUGACACCAAGCUCCGGAAAGCCUAUGACGGGGUCCUCACCAUCACUAUGGAGUCUGGAAAUCGCAGCUUCUAUGAGGCCUUCAGAGAUGCUCAGAGCAGCUACGAGAUACGCAGCAGCACCCCGCCAGAGCAGGUUUCUCCAUUCUUUGGCACCAUUUACAACAUGUUGUACUACAUAGCCAUGGCUGCAGAGCAAGCCCGUGCCCGUGGAGGCCGCUGGGUAACGGGUCACAUCCUGGGAGACAGCGAGGGGGGCUUCGAGUUCGAAGGGUUCAACCAGCACUUGCAGGCCGGAAGGAAAGGCGAGGGAAUGCAGGCUGCCUAUGUGGUUCUGGAUUACAGUGGCAUGGGGGACACGCUUUAYUCCACGCAUUCGCUCCAUGCCACUCACACAGACGGUACGACCGGGGGCUUGAAGUAUCUCGGGCGUUCGAUCCAUUUUGCGGGCAGCACGCCCUUUAAAGACUCGAGCUGCUGGUUUAGUCCAUACUUUGCCUGUACUGGAGGCACAGAUCCGAUCACACUCUUCUUUCUGUUCCUUGUGUUCGUUUCACUGGUGGGAUUUGGAAUAAACACCUUCCUACGUUUGAAAAAUGGCAGCGUUGGACUUAACUUUGAGGGCGAUGGAAACAGUGGCUCGUCAAAGGUUGUCCUGACCCUGGAUGACCUGGUCUUCAUCAAUACUCAGAUCAGCAAACGGAAGCUAAAUGACGACAGCAUAACGAAGAGUCAGGGGGACAUGAAGACGCCACACCAUUCAGUGUCCGGUCGCAGCUACUUAGCCUCCACUCCUGACAGCUCCAAUGUGGCGGUGUUUGAGGGUGAUUGGGUUUGGCUGAAGAAAUGUCCAUCAGGAACAGUUUCAAAUGUCAACAGCAGCACUGAGGUGGUCUUUGUGAAGCUUAGAGAAAUGAGGCAUGAAAACCUAAAUCUGUUCCUGGGACUGUUCUUUGACUCUGGGAUCUUCGGCGUGGUGACGGAGCACUGUAACAGGGGCAGCUUGGAGGACUUGUUGGCCAACGAAGAUGUGCGUCUUGACUGGAUGUUUAAGUCCUCCUUGUUGAUGGAUCUGAUCAGGGGAAUGAAGUAUUUGCAUCAUCGUGACAUCAUCCAYGGGCGCCUCAAAUCCCGUAACUGUGUGGUGGAUGGGCGCUUUGUGCUGAAGGUGACAGAUUACGGCUUUAAUGAUAUUCUGAUUGCACAAGGCAUUGACGCUGACGGGGAAAAAGCUGAGGACCUUCUGUGGACAGCUCCGGAGCUGCUGAGAAACUCAAGCCUGAGGAGGAAAGGAACUUUCUGUGGGGACGUCUACAGCUUCUCCAUCGUUGUGCAGGAGGUAGUCUCCCGCUCCACGCCUUUCUGCAUGCUGGACAUGCCUCCGAAAGAGAUUAUCAACAAGGUAAAAAAGCCCCCUCCUCUGUGUCGGCCUAUUGUGUCGGUGGAAGAGGCCCCUCUGGACGUCAUACAGUUAGUAAGACAAGCCUGGAGUGAAGAGCCAGACAAGAGGCCGACUUUUGAAGAAAUUUUCAAGCAGUUCAAGUGCAUCUCAAAGGGAAAGAAAAUCAACCUGAUCGACUCCAUGCUGAAGAUGUUGGAGCAGUACUCUUCCAACCUGGAAGAUCUGAUCAGAGAGAGGACGGAGGAGCUGGAGGUGGAGAGACAGAAAACGGACCAGCUGGUGGCCCAGAUGUUGCCCAAGUCGGUGGCUCAGGCGCUGAAGUUAGGCAAACCUGUGGAGCCAGAGCAUUUCACUGAGGUCACGCUGUACUUCAGCGACAUCGUGGGUUUCACCACCAUCUCGGCUCUCAGUGAACCCAUCGAGGUGGUCGAUCUGCUCAACGACCUCUACAGCCUCUUCGACGCCAUCAUUCCCCUGCACGACGUCUACAAGGUAGAAACCAUUGGAGAUGCUUACAUGGUGGCCUCUGGAGUUCCCACCAGGAACGGUAACCGUCAUGCAGCAGAAAUGGCCAACAUGUCUCUGGAUAUCCUCCACUGCAUYGGAACCUUCAAGGCGAGACACAUGCCUGACCUGAAGAUCCGGAUCCGGAUCGGCCUGCACUCCGGCCCAGUUGUAGCAGGUGUAGUCGGCCUAACGAUGCCUCGAUACUGUCUGUUCGGAGACACUGUCAACACAACAUCUCGAAUGGAGUCCACAAGUUUGCCUUACAGAAUCCAUGUCAAUGAAACCACAGUUAAGCUCCUGAACAGUUUGAAGAUGGGCUACAAGAUCCAGGUCAGAGGACUGACGGAGUUAAAGGGAAAAGGUGUUGAGACCACAUAUUGGUUGGUGGGGAAGGACGAUUUCAACAAGUCUCUACCAGUUCCCAUAGAAAAGAAAGAAAAUCACGGCGUUACUUUGGAAGAGAUCCCAGCUGACAGAAGACAGAAGUUCUUGGAUCGACAGAAGAAAACAAACUAACAAAUAAUUAGGGAAGAUUUUGGG